UGUCAAUUCACUCCUUUAAUUAAACAAGGCUCCGGGUAUUCGCGAAAAUCCAGCCAUUACCCAAUGAAUGAAACGUACCUGCCCCAUCACCGAGUCGACUGCGAGACUGAUAUGUAAGGAUCGUCAUGUAUGUACACUCUUUUUUCUGGUUCUUUCUUGGGGUAUCGAUUCCAAAACGGUCGUAUCGAGACAGAGCCUGUGCUGAAGUGGUGUGCGGUGGCGGUCUCACUUCUUCUUGUUGCCGCUGAUGCCUAGCUUGCCUAAGAGGCCUUCCAUGCGACUCCCUCUCCUCUCCCUUGCAGCCGGCGGAGCGUCCAUUCUAGGCUCAUCUUGCGCAGUCGUCUCCACCGGAGGGGCAGUUGCGGGGGCAGCGGCAUCGGGGGCGACACCGUCUACCGCGGGAGCGGGAUUAGUGGCGGGAUUCUCGUUCUCCCUCAGUGCAGCAUCGACGUCUCUCAGCUGGUUGGCCGGGGCGGAUCCUGACCUCUCCCGGUCGAGCUCGGAACCGCCGACGCCCAGCUUGGAGCUGCCCUCGCCGUUGUCCUGGUGUAGGCGCGCGGGAAUGGUAUUGGCCUGGGUGUUGUCAUAUGUGAGCGGAUCAGGACUGCCCUCGCGAUCGAGCGACAGGUCGCCCGUGGUGUUGACCAUGCUCUUGCGCCGGUACUCGCGUUCCGCGAUAGCCCGGCCGCCGAGGGAUUGGCCGCCGGCGGUAGGGAUGGCGAGGGGGUUGUCGGCCUUCAGUGGAGCGCGGCGGGACUUAUCGGCAGCGGCGCUGGCGACGGAGAAGGCGCGGGAUGAUUUCAGCUCGCUGUUUCGGGGGCCGUCGCGGGCCUUCAUGUCCUCCUCGCUCGGCGGCCAAUUGAUCUGCGGAGCAGCGUCGCGCACCGGCUCCUUGCCAUUUGUCGACAUGAUGCUCUGCGAUCUGGACGUGUCGUGAUUGGAGAAGGGCUGGCUCUGAACCGCUCUGGCUGAGGACGAGUGGGGUCUCGAUGAAAGGUGGGGUUGCCGAUGACGUUUGAAUUGGUAGGAGGCGCAAGGACAAGCUGCGCUCGGGGGUGCGCUCAACAGGCGAGUAUAGAGAUGGGCGACGAUCGUCCAGUGCGGACUAUCAAGGCAGAUCGGUUGGCGGCGGAGGGUGGUGGAGUCUAGGAAGGUCGGCGGGUGAGUUGGGAUGGUACGGAGCAAGCUGGGGAGAGAGGAUGGAGGGUGGGGUGGGCAAGUGGGGUGGAGGGUCUGGGGUAGUUCAAGUGGGG
Molecule: messenger RNA, 1253 nt
Organism: Neohortaea acidophila
Lineage: Eukaryota; Fungi; Ascomycota; Dothideomycetes; Mycosphaerellales; Teratosphaeriaceae
Exons: 1
Coding region: 248-937 (229 amino acids)
Source: RefSeq, a predicted model, not a curated record